This is a messenger RNA of Letharia columbiana, 945 nucleotides long. RefSeq lists its product as uncharacterized. The record is from RefSeq and is a predicted model, not a curated record. The transcript is spliced from 2 exons. Lineage: Eukaryota; Fungi; Ascomycota; Lecanoromycetes; Lecanorales; Parmeliaceae. The coding region runs from base 1 to 945 and encodes 314 amino acids.
AUGUCUUACGCACCCACGCAAAAGCCCAUGAUGGUCAAAUCCAUGUCGGCAGCUGACUCGCAAACCUUACGCGCUCCGGUAGUGCACCGGCAUCGCAAGACAGUCUCCACAGGUGGAGGCAGAGCUUGGUCUGAUGCAGAGGAGGCUUAUUUAAUUGAGACGCGAGAGCACAAGAUGCCAUACAAGCACAUUGCCAGCCAGCUCAAGAAGACGGAGCUAGCCUGUCGACUCCACUACCACCAGCUUUCGUUGGGCAGCAAGAGCCGCCGUCACUCCCAAGUCCCAAUGAAUUCAUACGAACGAUCAUCAGCUCCACCACCAGCGCAAUCCAGGGGCGAGACUCCUCAGAGACAGCUGCCCUCCUUCUCACCGCCGGCGAGUCCUCCUGAGAGUAUGGAGUACAGUCCCAGCGAGUCUUCUUCUCAGACUCCUCAAAACCACAAGCCGAUACUGCCAAAGCCAGUCCCUAGCAUUCACCAUCGCAUUAACGAUACCCAGUCGCUUCGCUUAGUCACUCAGGAUAUGGACUGCUUGCAGGAACGGCAAUACGUCGAUGUGGCAAAGCUUGAUCGCGUUUAUGACGCUCACCGUUUACAUUUCUGGUCCACCAUUGCCCGCAAUUAUGGCUGCAACCUGUCGCCGGCGACGUUGGAAGAGGCAUGGUGUCGAUCCCAUGGCUUGUCGAGUUCAAAGUUUCCCCCCACUCCCCGCGGUAGCCCGCAUGACUCGCAGGCCCCAUCGAACAUCCUCAGCGGCGCUCCAUUCAGCGCCGUAACAGAUUCAGGCAAAGGCUUCACUCCCAUCAACAGUGAAAACCCGAGCUCCAAGCCAACAGUGCCGAGGCAAAAUUCAUUCGCCAUUUCAUCUUUACUCACGGAGGACAGGGAAGUCAGGAGCCCGGGACGGGAGAAGAAGCUGGACGAGGUGGAGAUCAAAAGAGAGUAG